This is a messenger RNA of Plenodomus lingam JN3, 1272 nucleotides long. NCBI's taxonomy places the organism in Eukaryota, Fungi, Ascomycota, Dothideomycetes, Pleosporales, Leptosphaeriaceae. The record is from RefSeq and is a predicted model, not a curated record.
AUGUCGUUCCCUGUCCUUCACGCUCGCGCAGAAGCCAAACCCCUCGAGCACCGUUCCUGCCUCACGCCCACGACGGCCAAGAAACUGCUCGACGCCGGCUACCCCGUCCUCGUCGAGCGCAGCUCCAAGGACCCCAACUAUGCGCGCAUCUUCCGCGACGAAGAGUUUGAGCAGGUCGGCGCCACCCUCAUUGAAGAAGGCGCAUACAAGACGGCGCCGACCGACCACAUCAUCCUCGGCCUAAAGGAGCUGCCAGAGGACACAUUCCCGCUCCAGCACACUUUUGUCCAUUUCGCCCACUGCUACAAGCAACAAGCCGGCUGGGAGACCGUCCUGGCCCGUUUCCCCCGUGGAGGAGGCACGCUGUAUGAUCUCGAGUUCCUCCAGGACGAGUCGGGCAGGCGCGUUGCUGCCUUUGGCUACCAUGCAGGCUUUGUUGGUGCUGCCCUUGCCAUCAAGGCAAGUCCCUCCUUCUCUCCUUCUCUCCGUCUCUCCUUCUCUCCGUCUCUCCUUCUCUCCGUCUCUCCUUCUCUCCGUCUCUCCUUCUCUCCGUCUCUCCUUCUCUCCACAUGGGCAUGGCAGCUCACACACCCCAAUGGCGAGCCCCUCCCCGGUCUCGAGACCUUCACCGACGGCCGUGGCUACAACAACAACGAGAGCGAGCUCAUCACCCAGCUCAAGGAAAAUGUCGCUACCGGUGAGAAGGUUGCUGGACGCAAGCCCAGGAGCUUGGUCUUGGGCGCCCUGGGACGCUGUGGCUCUGGCGCCGUGGACCUCCUCGAAAAAGUGGGCUGCACCGAUGUCCUCAAAUGGGACCUGGCAGAGACCAAGGAACGUGACGGACCCUAUCCAGAGAUCGUCGAGUCCGACAUCUUCGUCAACUGCAUCUACCUUUCCAAGCCCAUUCCCCCUUUCGUCAACAAGGAAAGUCUGCAAUCACCCAACCGUAAGCUGAGCGUUGUCUGCGAUGUUAGCUGCGACACGACCAACCCCCACAACCCGAUCCCCAUCUACGACAUCAACACCACUUUCGAAAAACCCACAGUACCCGUCUCGAUCCCCGGCGAGGGACCCAGGUUAUCGGUCAUAUCCAUUGACCAUCUCCCAUCAGCACUACCCCGUGAGUCGUCCGAGGCCUUUAGCAAUGCGCUCCUGCCCAGUCUAUUGGCACUCAAGGACCGCGCGACGACUCCGGUAUGGCAAGGUGCUGAGAAGCUGUUCCAAGAAAAGGUUCAGACGCUUCCAGGUGGUGUACCCAAGAAGGAAGUCUAA